CCCUCCUGCUCCAGCCUGCCCGCCCCGCGCCCUUCCACCAUGGCCGCCUGUGUGUGGUGCGGGCCGAAACUGGUGCUCCGUGUCUUCCCGUAGCGCUACCGCCUCAUCCUCAUCCUCAUCCCCCGGGGGGGGGGCGGGUGGUCAGAGACACAGGGGCCGCGGUUCUCCCCUCAUCACCACCACCCCCGCCUCGGGGCGCCAGCCGGGAAGGACUCCUUCCCCUCCACGGUGCAGUGGGAGAAACUUACGGGUUUUUGUUGCCUUCCCCCCCCCCCUUCUUGCUAAGCCUGGAAACUAAAAAAAGAAAAAACAAGAGGCGGUGGUGGGGGGAAAGGCUUGCUGGACUCCCCCCUCCUCAGUGGGGCGCAGACCUCCCAGCUACCGUCCUCAGGAGCCAGAGCUCCGCAGGCCGCCCCCCAGCCCAGCCCAGCCCGAGGGAGCCCGAGGCCUGUCCGCGUGGAGGGGGGGCGUGCAGAGAGCAAGGCCGCCCGUGCCCGCCCUGGGCACCCACCUGCCCCAGCUUGCCCCUCUCAGCCCCAUCUCCCGAGGACUUUUUGCACACGCCCACCCCCUUGACCUUCCUCCCCCCGCGCCCCCCAGCCUCCCUGCCACCCCCACCGCCUCCUGGCUGCAGCCAUGGAGUUACAGAAGGGAAAGGGGGCAGCCGCCCCUGCUGCUUCAGGAGCAGCGGGAGGAGGAGGAGGAGGAGGAGGAGCCCCAGGAGGGGGGAGGCUGCUACUUUCAACCAGUUUGGAUGCCAAGGAUGAGUUAGAGGAGAGGUUGGAGAGAUGUAUGAGCAUUGUGACAGCAAUAACAACGGGUGUGUCUGAGAGAGAGGCCAACGACGCCCUCAAUGCUCACGUCUGCAAAGGACCCCCCCAACAUGAGGAGAUCUGUCUGGGUCUGUUUACUCUGGUCCUCACUGAACCUGCCCAAGCCCAGAAGUGUUACCGGGACCUGGCCCUGGUGAGUCGCGACGGCAUGAAUGUUGUUCUGAACAAAAUCAACCAGAUGCUCAUGGAGAAGUACCUGAAGAUGCAGGACACCUGCCGCACGCAGUUGGUGUGGCUGGUGCGGGAGCUGGUCAAGAGCGGUGUCCUGGGAGCGGAUGGCGUCUGCAUGACUUUCAUGAAGCAGAUUGCAGGUGGAGAUGUUACAGCCAAAAACAUCUGGUUGGCAGAAAGUGUUCUGGAUAUCCUGACGGAGCAGAGGGAGUGGGUGCUGAGGAGCAGCAUCCUCAUAGCCAUGGCUGUGUAUACCUACUUGCGACUCAUCGUGGACCACCACGGAACUGCCCAGCUCCAGGCCCUGCGGCAGAAAGAAGUGGACUUCUGUAUCUCACUGCUUCGGGAACGGUUCAUGGAAUGUUUGAUGAUUGGCCGGGACCUCGUUCGACUACUUCAGAAUGUUGCUAGGAUACCAGAAUUUGAACUGCUCUGGAAAGAUAUCAUCCAUAACCCACAGGUCUUGAGCCCUCAGUUCACAGGUAUCCUACAGCUGCUUCAGUCAAGAACAUCCCGAAAAUUCCUCGCAUGUCGCCUGACUCCAGACAUGGAGACCAAGCUCCUGUUCAUGACGUCCCGGGUACGAUUUGGUCAACAAAAGCGGUAUCAAGAUUGGUUCCAGCGGCAGUACCUGUCGACACCAGACAGUCAGUCUCUGCGCUGUGACCUCAUUCGCUACAUCUGUGGGGUGGUUCACCCUUCCAAUGAAGUGCUGAGUUCAGAUAUCCUGCCACGGUGGGCCAUUAUUGGCUGGCUCCUGACAACGUGUACGUCCAAUGUUGCUGCCUCUAAUGCCAAGCUGGCUUUGUUUUAUGACUGGCUGUUCUUUAGUCCAGACAAGGAUAGCAUUAUGAACAUAGAGCCAGCCAUCCUGGUCAUGCACCACUCCAUGAAGCCCCACCCAGCCAUCACGGCCACACUCCUGGACUUCAUGUGUCGGAUCAUUCCCAACUUCUACCCACCAUUGGAGGGCCAUGUGCGCCAGGGUGUAUUUUCUUCCCUCAACCACAUUGUGGAGAAACGAGUCUUGGCACACUUGGCUCCACUAUUUGACAACCCCAAAUUGGAUAAAGAGCUGCGGGCCAUGCUGCGAGAGAGAUUUCCCGAGUUCUGCGGCUCCCCCUCCCCGCCUGUGGAAGUCAAAAUUGAAGAGCCAGUUUCCAUGGAAAUGGACAACCACCUGUCAGACAAGGAGGAGAGUUGCUAUGACAAUGCAGAGGCCGCCUUCAGUGACGACGAGGAGGACCUCAACAGCAAAGGAAAAAAGAGAGAGUUUCGCUUCCACCCCAUCAAGGAGACAGUCGUGGAGGAGCCAGUUGAUGUCACCCCUUACCUUGACCAGCUGGAUGAGUCCCUGAGGGACAAGGUGCUGCAGCUACAGAAAGGAAGGGACACGGAGGCCCAGUGUGAAGUCAUGCAGGAAAUCGUGGACCAGGUCCUGGAGGAAGACUUUGACUCAGAGCAGCUGUCUGUCCUCGCUUCCUGCCUACAGGAGCUCUUCAAGGCCCACUUUCGAGGGGAGGUGCUGCCUGAGGAGGUCACUGAGGAGUCCCUGGAGGAGUCUGUGGGAAAGCCUCUCUACCUAAUAUUUAGGAACCUGUGCCAGAUGCAGGAGGACAACAGCAGCUUCUCCCUGCUCCUGGACCUCCUGUCUGAGCUAUAUCAGAAGCAGCCCAAGAUCGGGUACCACCUGCUCUACUACCUGCGAGCGAGCAAAGCCGCCGCAGGGAAGAUGAGCCUGUACGAGUCGUUUGCCCAGGCCACGCAGCUGGGCGACCUGCACACCUGCCUCAUGAUGGACAUGAAAGCUUGCCAAGAGGAUGACGUGCGCUUGCUGUGCCACCUCACGCCCUCCAUCUACACCGAGUUUCCAGAUGAAACCUUGAGGAGUGGGGAACUGCUGAACAUGAUUGUGGCUGUCAUCGACUCUGCCCAGCUCCAGGAGCUGGUCUGCCACGUGAUGAUGGGGAACCUGGUCAUGUUCCGGAAAGACUCGGUCCUCAACAUACUCAUCCAGAGCCUGGACUGGGAAACCUUUGAGCAGUACUGUGCCUGGCAGCUCUUCCUGGCCCACAACAUCCCCCUGGAGACCAUCAUCCCUAUCCUCCAGCACCUCAAAUAUAAGGAGCACCCCGAGGCCCUGUCCUGUCUCCUGCUGCAGCUCCGAAGAGAGAAACCCAGUGAGGAGAUGGUGAAGAUGGUGUUGAGCCGGCCCUGCCAUCCUGACGACCAGUUCACGACCAGCAUCCUGCGGCACUGGUGCAUGAAGCACGAUGAGCUGCUGGCGGAGCACAUCAAGUCGCUGCUCAUCAAGAACAACAGCCUCCCCCGCAAGCGGCAGAGUCUGAGGAGCUCCAGCAGCAAGCUGGCCCAGCUGACCCUGGAGCAGAUCCUGGAGCACCUGGAUAACCUGCGACUCAACCUGACCAACACCAAGCAGAGCUUUUUCAGCCAGACCCCAAUCCUCCAGGCCCUGCAGCAUGUCCAGGCGAGCUGUGAUGAAGCCCACAAGAUGAAGUUCAGUGACCUCUUCUCCCUGGCCGAAGAGUAUGAGGACUCUUCCUCGAAGCCACCCAAGAGCCGGCGCAAGGCCGCCCUGUCCAGCCCCCGGAGUCGGAAGAACGCCGCCCAGCCCGCCAACGCCGAGGAGGAGUCGGGCUCCAGCAGCGCCUCGGAGGAAGAAGACACGAAACCCAAACCCACCAAGCGGAAACGAAAAGGGUCCUCUGCAGUAGGUUCUGACAGUGACUGAGGCUCCUUCGCGCAGCUGCGGAGAUGCAGGGUAGAGCUCCCUCAGCCCACUGCCCGGAGAUGCCAGGGGAGGCUCCCGCGGCCGGCCUGAGAAGCUUGGCGCAGACCUGCCCCGCCCUCCUUCCCUCCCUCCCGCUGCGAUCAUGUGGAAGUCCUCGCCCCUCCCCUCCCCCAGUCUCCAAAGAGCGGCGGCGGACUGAGAAGGGACAUGACCCAAGGGCUGCUGGGCAGAGGAACCAAGAUGAGGGUGGUGCUCUCACAAUGUGGGCAUCUCUUCCCACUUCCCUGCCAGUCUGGAUUUAUUCUAGACAGCCGUUCAUAGUCCAUGAACAGUGGUCCACAUGCCAGUGUGCACUGGACAUCUAACCCGGUGUGGUCCUUGCCUCUGGGCAGAUGCCACAGCCUGCAGGAGGGAACUGGCAGGGCUGCACCAGCUCCUCAUGCUGCACCCGAAGUGUUGGCUUGGCACUUCAAGCUGGGCUAGGUCCAGGCAGUCCCAGAGGCAUGCUCCUCAGAACCUUCAGAUGGCCCAUUUCCUUGGUUCUGUUUUUUCUCCUUUUGGCAGAGAUGAUCACGUUUCAAAAUUUGUUUUUAAAUGACAAUUAAACAAGCCAGAACAUG
This is a messenger RNA of Jaculus jaculus (lesser Egyptian jerboa), 4376 nucleotides long. RefSeq names its product integrator complex subunit 3 (gene Ints3). Lineage: Eukaryota; Metazoa; Chordata; Mammalia; Rodentia; Dipodidae. The record is from RefSeq and is a predicted model, not a curated record. The transcript has 30 exons. Bases 637 to 3756 code for a protein of 1039 amino acids. Gene Ontology annotation, cellular component: cytoplasm.